Molecule: messenger RNA, 9789 nt
Organism: Mucor velutinosus
Lineage: Eukaryota; Fungi; Mucoromycota; Mucoromycetes; Mucorales; Mucoraceae
Exons: 4
Coding region: 1-9789 (3262 amino acids)
Biological process (GO): actin filament bundle assembly; actin cytoskeleton organization
Cellular component (GO): cell projection; cell junction; actin filament bundle
Molecular function (GO): actin lateral binding; microtubule binding
Source: RefSeq, a predicted model, not a curated record
AUGAGCAAUUCUUCAUCCAACGCGACAUCGCCCUCGACAUCCAGUCGGCCUUCUACGGCAAAUACAACCUUUGCCACUAGCAUGGUCAAGUCAGGGUCCAACCGCUCACUAUUCCACCAUCAGAAACCAGUAUCUCGCUCACGGCAAAACACAAUGGGCGGACUUGACUUUAACGAAGAUCUUGUACGCAACAUUGGAUCCGAUUACCAAGAUAUACAAAUCCGUACCUUGACAAAAUGGGUGAAUGCGCAACUUGCGCAGGUGAAUGACUCGAUUGACAAUAUCAAAACCGAUCUCAGGGACGGCAAAAAGUUGCUCAAGCUGUUAUCUGUGAUAUCCAACGAAACAGCACCCAAACCAGAACGCAUGAACAUGCGUAUCCAUCAGCUUGCCAAUGUGGCUCAGGCACUGGGGUUUUUGGAAAAGCAAGUUGGAUCAGAUACCAUGCCUGAUAUUGGAAAUGAGGCUAUCGUGAACGGGGAUGCAAAAAAGACGUUGGCAUUAAUUUUUUUCAUCAUGCUAAAAUACCAAAUCCAAUUAAUUGUAACUGAACAUGGCGAUGACUAUAUGCAGUCGUUGUGUGACCUUUCCGAAAGAGAAAAUGGCACUAAAUCAGAAUUCAGCAUGGACCUUAACAACAACAAACCAGCAGCAACCAACAAUGCACCUGCUCCACUAGCAUCAUCUCGCAAACUUAACAGCCAAAAUUCUAUCGCAGACAAGCACACAUCUACUUCCGCCGAAGCCAAAGUAGCCCUCCUCUACUGGGUCCGCAUUCAACUAGAAGACUACAUUGCCGCCAAUCUCAUACCCUCCAUACAAGACUUCUCCAGAUCAUGGAGAACAGGCGUCGCCUUUUGUUUACUGAUCCACCGCCAUAAUCCUGCUCAUAUACCCGAUUUAUUCAACACGCACCUGGCAAUGGACCUCACAGAAAAGAGUACAUGGCAUCAGUUAUUGAGAUUAGCAUUUGAUCUUGGCACCAAUAAAAUGGGCAUCCAAGCUUAUUUGGAGCCUGAAGAUUUAGUCGAUGUUGAUUAUCCUCAUGAACCAAGCGUCAUGAUGUAUGUGAGUGAAUAUUACAAGAUCAUGUCCAGAUUUCAGAAAGAGGAGCCUACCAAUUUAAAGCGAGAACGUGCAGUAAAGCGUAAGGCGGCUAUUGUCAUGGCGUGUGGUGGAUCACUGGACGACGAUGAUGACAACGAUCAGGAUGCGAUACCUAGAAGUGAAUCACCUAUACCCACAGACGCUAUACCAUCCUCCAGCAAAACAGCUACAUCACCAAAGCACCUAGAGCCACCUGUGCCUAUUCCCAUGCCAUCCGCGCGUCGAAAAAAGAAAAUGGCGCAACGAGAAUCUACCUUGGGCAAGGAAGACAAGGCGCGUAUCAAGGCAGAUUUGAACAGCAAAUUGAUGAUGCAACUGACAGGCCAUUUACCACGAGGAGUUCACCCCAUCCUUGAUCAGCUGCUGACCAUCCAUGAAACCGUGCUUUCGUUUAUCAAGCUCAAUACACGCACCAUUGACGAAAUACCAGAGGAAUUCGUGAGCUCCUUAUCUGUGUCUGAGUACAUUGAUGCAUUGGAGAUCAUUGAGGAGCAGGCUGACAACGAAGUGGACCAUUUAGAGACUGCAGAAAAAGCCGUAAAUAUCUUAACGUCACCACCAGAGACUGCAGACGAUACCAUCAUCCGACUGACGGAUUUACAGCGAACGCAAGUGACCAAACUGUACGACAUCUUGCAAAAGGAAUGGGAUCAGUUUUUGGAUCUGCUCAACACCACCAAAGACGACUUGUUGACAGUGGAAAGGGCGCUGAUUGAUACGGAGGAGGGUGCUGAGGAGUACCAGGCACGUGCGAGCACAUUGGAGAAGGAUUUGGUGCACUACAGGCAGUUGCUGGAACAAGUACCGCCUUCGGCCGUGUUGCAUCCUUUGGAGGCAGAUGAAGGGGCAUUGCAGGCCAACCAGGCUGCUUACAAGGAGCGCUUGAACGAUUUCUGCCAGCAAUUCACAGACUACCAAAACACCGUGUGGAAAGACUUCAAAAAGGCGACUCGACAACUCUCACGUUCUGUCAUGCAAACUGUGUCUGCGCGAUCUAGUCAAAUCAUGCAGAUGUUUGAUGCGUUGGUCGCUGCUAUGGAAAAGGAGCAGCGAUCCUUCAAGGACUUUGAACGCGGUCUUGUGAUUGCCAGUACAGUGCAAGCCAUUGAAAAGGAGCUAGAGACCAUCCAGCAACUGAUGGGCGACAACAAUGGUCAAGAAAAGGCCACCACCCAUGAUGCUAUUCAAUUGCUGGAGACCAAAGUAUCCGCUGUUCGAUCCAUCAUCUUCAACACCAAGGAGGAGUACAGCGAUCUACUGCAGCAAGAUACACGCUUCACGGAGCUGUUCUCUGGUAUUGAACAAAAGUACGAAACGGUCAAUGCUUGGGUAGAUCAAGUGCGUGUAUGGUUUGUGGAAGCAGAGCGUAUUCGUGGCUGGAUCGAGGAGCGUACACGCAUCAUUGAGGAACGCAAUCAAGACGUGCAAGUAGAUCCUUUGAGCGAGGAUUUGAGAGUGGAAGAUUGGGAUGCUGCUACCACAGAGCAACUGUACCAACAACACGACAAGCUGAGACGCGAGAUUGAGCGCUUUAAUCAAGAUGACAUGACUCGACUGCGAUCGCAUGUACGCGUACUGACAGGCACAACGGAUCGCAACUUGACACCAGCCGAUGCCUCCACCAUUGAAAUCACGUUGAUGACCUUGACUAUCCUGGAUCGCAUGAUGCACAUGUUACGAACACGCUCCAAACUGGUAGAUACAUUGAAAGUGCGCAUUCAAUGGGACACACUGAUGGACAAGGCAGUGCAAUGGUGUAUACGCAAGGAAAGUGCUAUACAAGAGUUUAUGCUUGGGAAAGCACGGUGGACCAGCAACCAUGCGGACGAAGAGGAGAUGUCUCAUCAUCAACUGAAGCAACUGACGGAGCAAGUGAUUCAAAUUCUGGUGUCGUUAGAGAACAGUAUUGCUGAAUUUGAUAAAGGCGACUUUUCUGCCGUGUUGGACACAUAUCAAGAGAUGGAAGAGCUGGAAGGUGCCCUGCCGCGUCAUCUGGAAGAGAGACAAGAAGCCUUUGAGAGACAAUUUGAACUGGUCAUGAAGCAGUGUUCGUUUGCUCGCAAGAUUGUUGAGCAGUAUCUGGUGGUCAGUGAUAUUGCAGCACAAUUCAGAAAGUUGCGUGUAGAGGGAGAGAAGCUGAAACGGUCCAUGUCGCACUCCUCCAGCACAAGCACCGCCACAACUACAACAGCAGCAGCAGCAGCGGAUACCAACUACCAUGAACGCGUGCAGGUGUUCAAGGACAAUGCAUCUCAUUGGGUCACUGUAUUGAUGAAGCGUGCUCCCUACCCUGAAGUACCUGAGAUGUUGGAGGAUCCCAGUAGAUCGAACGAAGAAGCCAACGAAGCAAUUCGAAAUCGUAUGAACGAAUACGCUACCUACCUUGCUGAAGUGACAGAGGAUCUGGAAGAGCUGCUUGCCUCUCAUCGUGAAAACCUGUCUCUGCAGCAACGUGCUAGUCUUGCUUACGAUGACAUGUUGCGCAUCACGACGUGGCUAGAAGACAGACUACGCGCGCUGCAAAAGUUUGAUGCCUCUAUUCUGGAUCCAGACGAAGAAGACAACAUUGCAUUAGAGACAGAAGCCAUUGAGCGUCUUGAAAAGGAGCAAGAGAGCAUUGCCCACAAGCUGGCUUAUUUGCAAACACAUGACAUGGUGCACGUCCUGGAGGCUGUGAGAUUGUUGGAGGUGGAAAUUGACCAAAGUAAUUCAGUAUCGAUUGAUCGUCAAACGCUGGUGAAUGGCGUGGAGAACUUGGAGCAGGGUCAUGGGGAUCUCAAGGAAUCAUUGCAGUUGAGAAAGCAAGAGUUGGACGUGAUAAGAAAGCGCAUUGCUUGGGAAGCUCAGUGGGAUACAGCGCAUCGUACCAUCCAUGGAUUGGCGUUUUCUCUGUGGGAUUUCAACAAUCGAUUUGCUCAAUACGACGCCGAAGGGCUGAAAAAGAGAAGAAGUGAUCUGGAGGCAACCGCGCCAGAGGAGAUGGAGGUCAAUAAGCAAGACGUGUAUGCUGACCUGGAGGAUCAGGUCAAGGCUACAAAUACCAACUUGCUAAUCAUCGCUUCGGACGACGCUUUUCAACAACUUGAAACUGCUUACCGCGCUUACAUGAACAGCGAGACAAACGCUAUGCCUGGCUUUAUUGUUAGCAAGCAGAACACCAUCAAGUCGGAUCAUCACCAUUUGCAACUGCUGUCUAAUUAUGUGUCUGACGUGUUGAAACAGCAUGAUGCUCUCGCUGAUUUCAUUUCUGCAUCUCGUCAACUGCAAUCUCAAGGUGAGGCAGCCAAGGAAGCGAUUCAAAACUCGCUAAGAGAGACAACGUCUGCUUCCAAGGCGACAGCCACAGUAUCUUCAUCCACCUCCACUGCCAUUGCAACCACCGCCACCACGGAUACAGUAGCGGAGGAGCAAAAGCAGCUGUUGGAGCAAAUUACCAGCAUUCGAUCUCACAUUAGCCAAUUGAUAGAGCAAGGCAAAAGAAUCCAGCCUUUGCAAGGUGGAAAUUGGUUCGAGCCAUUACAGCCUCAGACAUUGGUCUCUCCUGACGACUACGGUGCUCAAAUCAAAUUGCUCGUAGAUAAAAACGUUGAGGCACUGAUCAAACUCAACACAUCAUUAACCGCCAUCCUGACUUCGUAUCAGUAUGCGGAUUCUGUCAAAUCCAAGUUGCUACAGUACCAGGCUGAAGCAAGUGAGAUCCAAGAGGCCAUUGAUGUAUUGACCAAGCAACUCAACAGAAAUCACAUCGACAUUACUACGGUAUCCAGCAACUUGUCUAUGGACAUGAUUACUACCUUCAAGUCAGAACAUGCACGUUUGGCGUCCAAGUUGGCAGAGUUUGAAACUGCCAGCGUAUCUGCAUUCCAGUCGCGUCUGAAUGAGCUGAUCAAGCAAGUGCAAAGCGACGAUUCCUCUGCGGUGGAAGGAAUAGCAGAUACGUGUCGUCAUUUGAGUGAAUGUGUGUCUCGUAGCAUGCUCCUGCUCGGCCAGUCUUUUGCGACUCAAUGGAUCAUGUUGGACACGGGUGAAAAGAGAUUGCAAUGGGAGGUCAACAUGGAUGAAGGUCAAUGCCGUCUGGAUUUCUUGAACCAUCAGCUUUUGGAGUAUGUCUCUAAAAAGAACAAAUGUGUGGCACAGCAAGAUACCUUAUCCAAGGAGACAAUUCAGGAACUACUGGGUCAUUGUUCUGACAUCUGUGCACAAGCAGAUUGUUUCCAGCAAGACGUAUUAGCAGCAUUGGAAUCAGAGUUUCGCCAAGUAGCAUCUUUGUUUGUCAAGCUUCCUCUCACCAAGUCCAUCCCAGUUCACAUUCAAGAAAAGAUGGACAUGAUGAACAGGGCAUUCACAAAGCUACAGGAAGCAUUGGAUUGGCGAUUCAAAGAGCUCGAGUACAUUCAGCAACGAAGUGAUCUGGAGAUCAACAUCAAACAAGCCAUGACAGACCUGGAUCAGCAUAGAAAGGACUUGGCCGCCUUUGUGGAGGAGAAGGGCCGUUGGAACCCAGAUGAGGCAAAGGGAGACAGCACUGAAUCUGAAUGGCAAAAGAAGAAGACAGCCUUUGAUCUGUAUCGUACUUCAGUACUGGCAGGUAUCAAGCAACACUAUCACACACUUCAAAGCAUUUCGGAUGCCUUGAAGCCUGGGUUCAUGUCUGAGCUUCAUACCAAGCGUAUUGAACUCUUGAGCCAAGCAGAAGACUAUGUGGAGGCAGACAUCUCUUACGCACAGGAACUCAUCACGCAGAAAAAGCAGAUCAAUCACUUUUUGGAGCAAUCCACCGAGCUGGAGAAAAACGCAGAGACCAUUCGAGAGCUCUUCUUGACAUCGUCUGCUGAUGCGCUUGUGCCUGCUAUGAGCGCCUCUUCAUCCGAGCUGACCAAACGGCUAGAUGAUUUUACAGCUAAAGUCAACAUGAUCAAGGCCUUUGCUCAGCAUGAUAUUCUGGUGCCCAGACGCUGCAAUGAGGAGGACAUUUCCAUGCCUACCAAAGUCAAAGACAGGACCAUGAAUUCUGUUGUGCAAGACGUGAUUGACACCAAACUAGCUCGACUGGAUGAACUGGUACAGAGCCUGUCGUCUUUACUCAAGUCGCAACAAGUGUUUACUCGACUGCAGUACAAUGCGGACACCUUUAAAAAGCAAAUCAACGUGUGUGAUGCUUGGAUAUCUUCUCGACGCGAUAUUUUGGAGAAAAGUGUGCACGUCUUGGAUGAUGAGAACCUAUCCAUGGACAUCAACCAUCUGAGAGACGCUGUGAGCGAGGCAGACAGCAUCCAGACUGCCAUGAAGGCUCAAGACAACAAUUUCACGCUACUCUGCAAGUACAGAGAAAAGUACAUCCAGCUGUUUGACGAGCAGGGGCUGCUCAGCGAAGAAGAAAAGCAAGUUAAGUUGCAAGAAUACGAUCACGUCUGCGAGGAUUUCGAUGUCAUUAGCCGUCAGUGGGAUGAUCUGCUGCUGGAAACCAAGGAAGUCUCCAACGCCCUGUCUAUUGCCCUGCUUCCAGCGGAACUCAACAACCGCAUUGCUUAUUUGAUGUCCUCUUUUGAAGCACUCCAGACAGAUAUCCGCUCCACAGAUGAAGCCCAUGUGACAGAUCAGCAAAUCAGUGGAUGGCAAAAGCGCAUUGAUUUCCUCGAGUCCAAGGAGUACGACCGUCUCCACUCAGAAAUAGCAGAAUACAAGCACACAAUCACUGCCGACAUGAUUGAGUCUCUGAUGGCCAAGCUGGAUCUUGCGGGUGAUACUGUAUUGACAAUCCGAGCCUCACUGACCAGCCUGUACGAUAUCAUCAAUGCAAGUCGUCUUCGGAACACGCAUGCCGAGAAUUCAGAACUGUUCCACAGUGCUGCAGCCAGGGUCGUCUCUUUAAUAUCCCAAGUACAGUAUGGCAAAUUUAGUACUACCACGGACAAACAAACAGCAGAGGAACGGUUAGACCACUUUAGAGAGCUAAAGACCGCUCACAAGCAGAUCAAGGAGGCUGUACUGGAGUGUCAAGGCUUUUACGACGAUUCAUGCUCUUAUUAUACUGGCAUGCGGGUGCAGGAUGUGAUUACCCCUGAAGCACAACAAGUGCAGCAAAACGUGGAAUCCGCUUGGCAAACACUGCAGGUGAAAAACUCGGGUUUAGCUGCUUUUGUCACAAGAACCUCCAAGUGGAUCGAAGGCUGUGACGAACUGGAUAAAAUGGAAUCUACCUUGGAGAAGCUGAGACAGGACGUAGAUCAGAUUUUGCUGGUGCAUCAACCCUCAUCGACGACCAAGAGCAAACUACUGAAAUAUGAAAAGAAGCUCAACACCCUGUCCAUGAGCCAAGAAGAGCUUGAAAGCACCGUCAAGAACUCGACUGAUCUGUCUGAGGAUGAAGCCAACAAGAUGGGGUUCCUGAACCGUAGCCAAAAGAUUCGUGAGCUCAGAAACACUAUUCAACAAGUGCUGGACAAGCGACGAUUGGACAAGGAGAGAACCAUCCUGUUUGAUGUCUUCAAGACAGAAGUAGCCAAGGUAGCCAAAAUGUGCGAGGACCAAAUUUCGUAUAUCCGCCAACAAGCAAACACCAACCCUGAACAUCAUCUUAAAAAGAUUGACGCCAUCAAUAGCAUCAUCACUGCUUAUAGUGCAGCCUUAACACACAUCCAAGAUAACUACAGCGAAUGCAAAAUCAAAUACGAUGGCAUUGUAUCAGAUCAAGCUACCAAACUUGUCAAGGUCUACGAUCACCCUGUCGCUCAGGUGAAUGAAUGCAAAUCAGCCUUGGAGAAAUCGCUCAAGGAACUCAAGGGAGCGCUCAAGACGGAAAAUGACUAUGUAACCUCCCUGAAGCUGCUUAGCCGUUUGAUGAAGUUUGAAAAGGAAAUCAGCAGAUCUGUUACCGAACUCAAGGCUACGGUAUCACGCUCUUACAAUAGCAGUAGCAGCAAAGGCGCCGCUUCCACCACACGCGCUGCCAGAGCCAGAGACUUGCCCGAGUUGAAGGAGUUUAUGCAACGCUACGAAUCCAUUGAAACGUCAAUGCAAGAGUUCCACCAAAAGUGCAAUGAUCUAGAAAAGAACCUCAAUAAGCGCAUCAGUGCUACCAGAACAGGCGCCAUUACCAAAGCGGUGGACAAACGUAGGGAUGACAUGAAUAGAAAGUGGACCGAUAUCAAAUCUUCCGCAGAUGAGACACGGGACAGACUUGACAUGUUGCACAAACGUCAAACCGUAUCAUCCAAGCUGGCAGAAUCUUUGAAAUACGUGGAUAAUCUCAAAGAGAGAGUAGAGGCAUUACAGUUGUCUGGUAAAAACGUGUUGGUCGAGGAGCAAGAACUGGAUGAGAUUCAAGAAGAGAUUGAUGUGACCCUCACGAAGAGCUCUAUGGACAUUGAUCUCAUCAUGAAAAACAUGAGUUCGAGCGAGCUCCUGGUGGCCAGCACGUCGUCUCCUACCGUGUCACUCCAGAGUCAACGAGAUAAGCUGUCCAAAUCAGUAGAGGACCUGCGUCAAUUAGUCAAGCAUCGCCGAAAGCAGGCACAUACGGAAGGAAGCAUCACUGAAUUCUUUGGCAUCACGGAUCAAGUAGACGCCGAAAUUGUUCAUUUAUCCAAAGUAGUCGAGGAAACAUCCGCCCAGCACGCCAGCGUGAUAGGCUCCAAGUUCAACAAGGCUGAUUUACAGUCUUUGCUAAAACGCUUAGUAUCCGCUUACAAGAAGAGCGAACCACGUGUCUCGGAUCUCUUGUCCAAAGCCAAAUCCGAGUCUCAAAAGCAGUUUUUGGAUGACAAUGAACGAGUGGCUAAACGAUUGAAAAAGACGUUGAAAGACUGGUCCAACAUGCAGGCAUCGGUAUCAACACGCGAAAAGGAACUGCAAACGUGUAUCAAGGAACUCAACCACGAAUUCUUUACCAAAUUGGCCAUGGCAAAAUCAACACCCAAGGAACGACGAUCUCGAAGAGCAAGCAACAGCGACAAAAAGGGCGCUCAGUUACCGCCAUCAGGUCCACGACCCUUGGGUAGUUUCAGAUCAUCCACACUUUCCACAGAGAUGAAAAUAACCUCGCCUAAUUCUACAGCCACUCGCAAAUCAAAGACGCCUUCUUCACCGCCCUUUUCAGCCGGUAAAAACUAUGUGUCGGAUCCCAAGAAUGAAUUGGAUGUCCAAUUAGGUCUGAUUGUCAAUGAGAGUCCAUUCAAGAUGAAGGUCAAGAUGGUGCCUGGUGAAGUGGGUAAAUACUGGUUUGGUGAAGAGCAUCCUAGGUUAGUGUAUUGCCGUAUUUUGCGUAGCAAGAUGGUCAUGGUGCGGGUAGGUGGUGGCUGGGAAGAAUUAUCAAAGUUUAUGAAGGAUCAUGGUCAUAGUGAUGGUUUAGCUACCAAAUCAGACACGGGCGAAACACAUUAUGUUACUGUCAACACAUUCCAAGAAGACGACAUGCCCUCGUACUCUGUGACAACACGAAGCGGAUCUCCCAUGGGCCCUAUUGUGGGUACACCGAUCAUUCGAAGAGGCAGCGGUGUCAGUAGUAGUCUGACAAAUGGAUCUUCCAAUUCUUCUUCAGCGGCUGGCUAUAUGGAUGGCGACAAGUUUAUUCAGACGGAUCAAGAUGGCAAUCGAAUUGCUCUCAAGAUGGUCAAAGCAGAUCAUUCUGCUACCACUACUACCAGCAGCACAACCACAACUACUUCCGCUUUGAAGAGAUAA